GGAAUCGAACGCACGUUCCACUAAUUAUAAACUUUUUAUAAUUGGUUGCGAAUUACCUAGGUACCUACUUGUUAAGGUUGUAAGACGAGGUUUUGUGGUAAAGUGUUUUUUAAAACUUUAAAAUAAAAUAAAAACAAUAUUUAAACGUAAGAUACUCGUACCUAAACUAUUUUGUAAAAAUUUUAUGUUACCACUAAUUAUAGAUUUUUAUAAUUGGUUGCGGAUUUCUUUUUAUUAAGGUUGUAAGACGAGAUUUGUGUUUUUUAAGUGUUUUUUGUUUUGUUUUAAAAAUAUACAAGUUAAAUAUUUAAACGUGAGAUGCAUAUAACAGUUUUGUUAAAAUUUUAUGCUACCUGUGAUGUGGAUUGAAGGUUUUUAAGAUAAGACGUCUCAAGGAGGUGAUGUGAAGAUUUGAAGGAAUAUUUGUUGCAAGCGCUAUGUGAAGAUAACAAGAUGUUGUUGAACAUUUGCAAAUCAUGCCAGUACUGCCUGGAGAGUUUGUACUGGUCAUGCUGCGAGGAGAGGUUUUGUUUUGACAAGAAGAUAGCGACUUACACUUUAGAAGAUGAGAAGGCGUACGCAAAUGGAUACGCUAAUAUGGGCGCGAGCCUGGAUAGCGUUGUCACACAACAGCCGGUCAAUAACAACCAUUUGCCGCAGGGAGCGAUCGUCGGUAGAGAAGUUAACGAAAUGCCCUUGCACGCUGACAAACUAUAUGAGGUUUUCUCUAAAUCACUAAUAUUUAGAGACGAUCAUGAGUUAAAGAAAGCCAGCACUAAUUCGCUAGAUGAUCUAGAAACAAAGUCCGAACCUGAUUAUUUAUCAGACAAACCAAACAGAACAAAAGUUUACUUCGAAGACGAACUGGAUUCACCUGUCACAGAUUUCGAGAUUAUGUUCAAAGAUGAACUCAAUUAUGACAUGUUUAAAAUCGAAGAAGAGGAAGAAGAUAGCAACAGUCCGGAUACGGAAGAAGGUUUGACAAUGAAUGUAGCUAUAAAGAAACAAGAUGUGAUCAAAACGAGUACAGUUACAAUGAAAGACGAACCGAAGCUUGCGACGCCACACAAUGUGUAUGAAUAUGAUCCAGUUUCAAUGUUAACUCUACCACCUAUUCUUUCGUUACCGAGAGUUGAAAGUGUGAAGGGAAUAUUGCGGACAAAUAGCACUAAGACAUUAGACAGAACAGACAGUGGCUUAAGAUUAUCAAGACCUACCCUUAAUAGGGUUGAAAGUUUGAAAAAUAUAGACCCUAAUAAAAUUAACAAAGUUCUUGCAAGAGUACCCCAUAGAAGUGCAUCAUUCUUGAACAUCCCAGCACAUUUAGUUCCAGAAAAACCUCCAUUGACUAAAAGCAAGUCUACUGUAGGGAUGUCCUCCGCUUCCAGUGAAUUGAAAUUAAGCUCGCUACCGGAUACACCUAUUAUAAAAAGUAACAACUUGCCAAGAUUCUUCGCAGAUAGUCCAUCGUUUAUACCAGAAUAUAAAGGAGAAACUAGUUUGCAAAGUAUAAAACAGCAGUCAGCGAUGAUGGUAAAAAUGAACGAUUUUAGCAUGCCCCGUUAUUACGGCACAGUGUCAAAAUCUACAGAGCAUUUAUCGGUACAAGAAAGUAAAUCUAUGCCUGAUCUUCGGAAUCCCACAUCGACUGGAAAAGCUAGUAAAAGGCUUGUCAAAUUAAGAAGCAAGUUAAAGCCAUUAGUGAUAAGAAAAAGUUCGGAGGAAAAGUUGUGAAGUGAAAAAUUGUAUUACGAUUAGAAAUAAGUUUAUCCUUAAGUUAUUCUAAGAGCUCUGAUCAAAGAAUUAUUGCAGGAUAAUGUACAAUAACUUCAUUUUUAUUUGACGGAUAUUUAUCAUAAAGAGAAAAGAAUAUGAUUUUAUAUUCAUUAUGUUAAUACUGUUUGUAUGACAUUUUAAAGACUACAAUGACGAUUAACGAAAAUGGACAUUUGACUCAAAUACCAUGAUAAAUUACUCUAAAACAACAGAUUAUAUUCACUUUAAUAUUAUGUACUUAUUACCGUUUUGAGUUUUAAUUUAUUUUUAACGAAAUUUUUGGUACAUCGUUAGUAAUAUUAAUAUGAAUUUUAGUAAAAAAAUAACAUAAUGUACAUAUUUAUAGCAUAAUAUCAGUAUUGUGUUGCUCAAACGACGUGCCUACCUACCAAGUGAUUGUGAUUAAUUUAAAAUAUUAGAUACAU
Maniola jurtina (meadow brown) is the source of this 2201-nucleotide messenger RNA. RefSeq lists its product as uncharacterized. NCBI's taxonomy places the organism in Eukaryota, Metazoa, Arthropoda, Insecta, Lepidoptera, Nymphalidae. The transcript has 5 exons. Bases 454 to 1734 code for a protein of 426 amino acids. The record is from RefSeq and is a predicted model, not a curated record.